AUGUCUAGUUCAAUUAAUUAUUCUUUUACAGGUGAAAAAUGUCUUCCAGCUGAAACCUCUACAGGUACACGCUCUCAAAUAGAACUGUCUUUUUUCAAGUCGAGACUUAAUUCCUGUUCUAAUACAAUUAAUUCUUUCCCUUGUUCAUUAACAGACUCAUCUCAUAUACCUUCAAUUCACCUUCCAAACCCUUCUACUCUUCCAUUAGAAUUUCAUCGUUACAUUCUUGAAGAAAUAUUAUCUGAAGACGGAUUACUUAUUUUAAGUCGCGGAUUGGGUUUACGUAGAAUAAUAUGUGCAUUGAUAAGGAUUUAUUCGGAUAGAGGAUCUUUAGUAAUAUUAUUGAAUGCUAAUGGACAUGAAUUAAGUUGUAUUAAAGAAGAAAUUGCUGAAGGUGGGGUUAAAAAACCAGGACUUAGAGUUGUUAAUAAUGAAUCUAACGCUAAAGAAAGAUCAGAAUUAUACGUUUCUGGUGGCAUAUUGUCUAUAACUUCAAGAAUACUUAUAAUUGACCUUUUACAAAAACGUAUACCAACUUAUCUUAUAACGGGAAUUUUAAUUAUGCAUGCCGAAAGAUUCCAUGUGAUUAUAAGAAAUUGUUUAGAACAACAUGAAGCUGAUGUAAUAGAAUUACAUCAAUCUUUAAGUCCAUCAAUGAAUGAGAUACAAGCGGCUAUUACUGAAUGUAUUGAAGCUUGUUUAAGCGAAAUAAAAAAAGUAAAUGGAAAUUGGUUAGAUGUUGAUGAUUUAACGGUGGAAAAUUCAUUUUUUAGAUCCUUUGAUGUUAUAUUAAGACAACAAUUAGAACCUUUUUGGCAUCGUGUUAGCUCGAAAACGAAAUUAUUGGUUAAUGAUUUAACAACCUUGAGAAAAUUACUCGGGUACUUGGUCGGUUAUGAUUGUGUAUCAUUCAAUAGUUUUUUAGAGACUAUUAUUACAAGUCAAACUCCUACUUCUGCUUUAUCUCAUCAACAACAAUCCCCUUGGUUGUCUCUGGACGCUGGAAAUACAAUAUUUAGUGCAGCAAGAAGACGAGUAUUUAUUCGUACUUUAAAUACAAAUGCUAAUGUCAAUAAUAACACAAAUAACAAUAGCACAUUAGACCAAAUUCAACCAGAUGCUCCAUCGUCAGAAUUUCCACCAGGAAUACAACCUAUAUUAGAAGAACUUCCAAAAUGGAACUUAUUAGCGGAAACAUUACAAGAAAUUGAAUCAGAUAUAAUAGAUCACAAUAAAAUCAUUUCUACAGAAGGAAAAGCUAAUAAUAAUACUGUAUUAAUCAUGGUAGAAAAUGAAAGAGAAUGUUCACAAUUAAGAGAAUAUUUAUCAACAAUGCACAUAGCAGAACAACAAGGAUUAAGUAAAGGUGGCUUUAUGUUGAGAAGGUUACUAAAAAAUUAUUUUAGGUGGAAAAGUGGAUUGAGUAAAGUUAGUAAUAAAAUGUUUAUUGAAAGUAAUAAGGAAUCUGGUGGUGGAAGAAAUAUUAACAGUGGGAAAGGAAAUGAACAACCAAAAAGAGGGAUAUUCCAACGUGGUCAACAGCCAUCUAAUAAAAGAAGACGUGUACGUGGUGGAUCAAGUACUGCUACUUUAUCAACUAAUACUACUAGAAAUACAAAUGUUAAAACACUUGAAGAAGAAGCUCAAGAAAUAGCAAAUUUUAUAAACUCUAACCCAACCAUAUCAGAAACAAGUUCUGCUGCGGCUCCUAUGGCAGUAGCUGGCUCAUUGAAAGACAAUGCUUUGACGACACACCAUAGCUCUUAUUAUGAUGAUGAAUUUGAUGUAUAUCGGACUCUACAUCCUGAUAUACCAUGUUUAGUAUAUUUUAUGAUGUAUGAAAAUUCUAUUGAAGAACAAAAAUAUUUAAGUGUAAUACGUAGAGAAAAAGAAGCGUUUGAAAAAUUAAUUAAAGAAAAAAGUGUAAAUAUUCAACAUUGA
Funneliformis caledonium is the source of this 1941-nucleotide messenger RNA. The record is from the annotation of a GenBank genome assembly. Lineage: Eukaryota; Fungi; Glomeromycota; Glomeromycetes; Glomerales; Glomeraceae.